GACAAACUGGAACAGAGCCAGGCAAAUUAUUGUGCUUCUCUGUAUAUCUCACUGCGAAUGAGUGGUUGACAGCAGCGCGACUAAUUUUUGCGAAGAAGUAUUUCUCGUACCACCGAGAAGGCCAACCUCCCCGUCCAAACAAGCACUGGACUUACUUUCAGUGCAAGGAGGAGCCAUGCUUUCUGCCAUCAAGGAGGCACUGGGCACCACAGUUUUGGAGGCACAGCAGGGUGGUGGUGGCUGCAUCAGUGAGGGCGAAGUGUACCACACAGAUACAGGGAAGGUGUUUAUAAAGAGGAAUUCAAAAGAAAAGGCACGGGAGAUGUUUGAUGGAGAAUAUGCAAGCUUGAAGGCGAUCAAGGAUACAAACACUGUGCGCACUCCUACUCCACACCUGGUGUUGGAUAACCCAGCGGGGGGAGCCGUGUUGGUCAUGGAGUACCUGGAUAUGCACUCGCUGAGUAGCAAGGCAGGCCAGCUUGGAAUGCAUCUUGCCAGGUUACAUCUCCAUAACCUCAAAGCCAAGGAACAGGCCACAGGGGGCAGAGUGGGCAGUGCCUCCCCCAGCUAUGUGGAAGAGUUUGGCUUUCCAGUUAACACUAGUUGUGGCUACCUCUCCCAGGACAACACAUGGAACAAGGACUGGCUGGUAUUUUAUUCGAGAAAGCUGAACCACCAGGUGUCUUUGAUUCAGGAAGAGUACGGGGACCGUGAAGUUGGAGAAUUGUGGACCCAUCUGCAGGUGAAGAUGCCCAAAUAUUUCUCAGGCAUUGAAGUCCUUCCAUCCCUCUUGCAUGGUGACCUGUGGAGUGGUAAUGCGGCACAGACAACAGUCGAACCAGUAAUCUUCGACCCAGCGUCAUUCUACGGGCAUCACGAGUAUGACCUGGCGAUUGCUGCAGCGUUUGGAGGAUUCCCACGCCCGUUCUGGGAGGAGUAUCACACCUUGAUUCCAAAAGCAUCUGGAUGGAAUAAAAGACACAAGCUCUACAAACUCUUCCACUACCUUAACCACUGGAACCAUUUUGGGAGUGGAUACCGCAGUCAAAGCCUGGGCCAGAUGAGAGACUUGUGCCUGUAGGCUGUUAAGGAGGACCUGGCUAUGUCCUUACACUGAACUUACCACUUUGUGAGUUCAGUGCCAUAUAUAUCAGACACAUUUUUUUUCUGCCUCUUAUGUACCAUCACCAGAAAUGUUGUGUGUGUGUGUGAUGUAGGGGUUCCCAAUCUAGACAAAUUACCCGAAAUGUGGUUAAUUGGUAUAGAAGACUGAGGGCAACCCUUCCCUUUCCCCUUCUACCCUCCUCCCCAGAAUAAAUAUUCUUGUUAAGA
This is a messenger RNA of Eriocheir sinensis (Chinese mitten crab), 1332 nucleotides long. Its product is annotated as fructosamine-3-kinase-like. NCBI's taxonomy places the organism in Eukaryota, Metazoa, Arthropoda, Malacostraca, Decapoda, Varunidae. The record is from RefSeq and is a predicted model, not a curated record.